CUCCGCGCUCCAGCAAUCAGCACGGCGACGCUAAGCUAAGGUAACGGCGGGCGGUGUGUGAGUGUCGCACAUCGCUAUUUGGCCUCUUCUCCGCGGUGAAAUAGUCCUGGCCCACGUAGAAGACCUCGUUACCAUUUUCUCGUAUUUGUCUGGGAUGUAUGGAUGGAUAGUUGACGGAAUCUCGUCGCUGUUUGAGCCCGCUGCGGGGCAAAACCCCACCGAGUGGCCCGGGAAAGGGAACGUUGGCGCGGCGGUGUCCACGCGACCCGACGUGAUAGCUGGAGCACAGCGACAGGAGAGUCACGGCAGACCGGCUAAACGGAACUACCAGAGUGUUGAUGUUGCAGGCAGUGUUUGCCAGAGUGACCCUAUAGAGGUGAAGAGACGCAGGCGAGAUGUAGUCAUCAGCUUUGUGAAAAAGACUGUGGCCGGGGUAGCAGGUCUGCUCAGGCUGCGCAGCCCGCUGACAACCAGGUGUGAGAAGCCUAGACGUUAUGAACAGACACAGCCUGUCACAUUGAUGGGGAUAGAUGAGCUCCACACUUCAUGGCUGAACAGUACUGAGUGGAGAAUGGAUAAACCAGUCGGUGGAGUGAAUGAGAGGGGUGGCAAGAAUCCCUUUCAGAGCUCCUCACCUCCUUUAAUGAGGAAACACAGUGGGACGGCACUCUCUGCUGGUCUCCCUGACAGGGAGAGGAGAGGCUCCCUUCAGCUGCUGCCCUCGAGGUCAACUCUGAGGGCUGGAACCGCUAACUCUGACCCAACCUGCAAUGGCUUUGGUCACAACCGCUGCUACAAGCCCAAUCUCACCGUGGAAGAGGCCAUAAAGCAGAAUAAUAAGGAGCACUACAGACGCCUACUGGAAAUGGUGACAGAAAAAUACAGCAAAAGUCAACCACUGCCUUUCAACCAAACAAAACCACAAGAUGAGUCACAGAGUGAUCACAAACCUGCUGCUUCAGGGAAAACAUUUGAGUCAGUGCCCAGAAAGACGGGAUACACAGCUGCCCCGAGCAUGUUUACAUGGAGGAAUGCAUCUGCUACCAAAGACAGUGUGAUCUCCAGGUGGGCUGGCAUGACUUUCAGCAAGUCAUUCAGUGGCGGCUUCGAGAACACCGAGCCUGUUCGGAAUGCAAAGAAACAUGCUGCAGAGCUGGACCUCUCGACAGAAGUAGCGACUCGCCUCAAUCUCGUGGACAGAGAGACUGUCAGCCGGCCCGACGCACACUCUGCACACACAAGGCACAGCGAUGAGGACAUACCUAAGCUGACAAAAGAAAUGGCAGCAGAGGUGUGCGGCGCUUUGGCUCAGAGUGAUCCUAACCUUGUUCUCAGUGCGGCGUUCAAACUCCGCAUUACACAAAGAGACCUGGCCACACUGCAGGAAGGAGGCUGGCUUAACGACGAGGUGAUGAACUUCUACCUGUCACUGGUCAUGGAGCGAUGUUCUGGCGAAGCAGCAGGAUUAAAAGUCUACUCGUUUAGCACCUUCUUCUUCCCCAAGCUUCGGGGGGGAGCGGGCGGGCAGGCUGGAGGACACGCUGCUGUUAAGCGCUGGACCAAAGCUAUCGACCUCUUCCUCUACGACCUCAUCCUGGUCCCACUCCAUCUGGGUGUCCACUGGGCGAUGGCUGUCAUUGAUUUUAAUUCGAAGACACUGAAGUCAUAUGACUCGAUGGGCCAGAGACAUGAUGACAUCUGUAGUCAAUUACUACUCUAUCUCAGAGAAGAGCAUAAAACAAAGAAAGGCAGAGACCUCGACAGUGCCAAAUGGACUAUUGGAAGCUUGAGGGCCGCUGAUAUUCCCCAGCAGAAAAAUGGCAGUGACUGUGGUGUUUUUGCUUGUAAAUAUGCUGACUAUAUCGCAAAAGGAAGGCCUCUAACCUUCAAACAGUGCCACAUGCCUCUCUUCAGGAAGUUAAUGAUUUGGGAAAUCCUCAAUCGGAAGCUGCUAUAGAGUAUCGCAACAAUCACCUGUCCAUUAACCGCCUAACAACAGAGACUUUCAGAGCAGGAGUAACAUCUGUGUACAGUAACUACAUGGAGACGGGGGGAAAAAAGUAAUAAGUGGGCCAAAGAAGUGGACAGAAAUCUAACCCAGUCUUGUCUGUUCUGGUCUGUAGAAAUCAAACGCUAGUCUUAAGAUUCGCUCAUGUCCCUUUUCCUGUCAGGGACAUGAUAAUGUUUUGUAAUCUCUGAGUUAUAAUUGGAGGCAGUAUUAGGAUGUUAGGAAUGUAUGUAUUGUACAAGCUUUGGCACUACUGACUGAAUGGCUUUUUCUAUUGGCUUUUGGAUUGUUUUGAAGUACUGCCUGAAGUGCCUUCAGCCCUCUGACACUGAGCUCAACACAGAGCAUGCUUCUUUUGUUUGUUUGUUUGUUUGUUUUUUGUAAAUUACCGAGUCAAACAUGAUUCCAAGUCACUUCUGAGGAGCAGGUCUCAAAAUCCAUUAUUUAAAUUGCUGCAGUCAGUGAUGUUUAAGUGUUAUUUGGCUGUUCUCUUCCAAUUAUGAUUGACACAGUGGAUGGCAAAUGAAUACAUGAGGUUGUGAAAUUCAAUAUCUGACAAGAUAGAAAAAUAAAAUACCUCCUUUUCAGACAUAAAAUGCAUGGUUGAGUGUUUGCAAUAUGUAAGUUUUGCUAUUAUUUAUGACUUGACUGAAUGAGAAAGUCUUUAUGGAGUGUGUGUGUAUAUAGUUUGAUCUUCCUCGAUGAGUGGAGCAUUAAUAGUUGGUUGCUCAUAUUUUACACAAGGCGCUGUUAGAUCUGUAAAUCAUGAUCAUAAUGCAAUAGGCUACUUAGGGCUAUUUCAUUGACUUACAGUAUAGUAUACUGCAUAACAAGCUACUGUACACAUGCAUGUUUGACUUCAUGCUAUGAAAAUGUGACUUUUCUUUUUCCCCUGUAAUAAAGUAUUUUUUUAAAUUGGA
Messenger RNA from Scophthalmus maximus (turbot), 2928 nucleotides. RefSeq names its product SUMO specific peptidase 2 (gene senp2). Lineage: Eukaryota; Metazoa; Chordata; Actinopteri; Pleuronectiformes; Scophthalmidae. The coding region runs from base 155 to 1957 and encodes 600 amino acids. Gene Ontology annotation, cellular component: nucleus. The record is from RefSeq and is a predicted model, not a curated record. Gene Ontology annotation, biological process: protein desumoylation. Gene Ontology annotation, molecular function: deSUMOylase activity. The transcript has 17 exons.